This is a messenger RNA of Cornus florida, 1569 nucleotides long. RefSeq lists its product as uncharacterized. Lineage: Eukaryota; Viridiplantae; Streptophyta; Magnoliopsida; Cornales; Cornaceae. The record is from RefSeq and is a predicted model, not a curated record. Gene Ontology annotation, molecular function: catalytic activity. Bases 1 to 1569 code for a protein of 522 amino acids. The transcript is spliced from 3 exons.
AUGAAGGUCCUGGUGUGGAAUUGUCAGGGUUUGGGGAACCCCCUGACAGUUUCCCAGUUGAGGAGGCUUGUUAGUCUUCAUUCCCCUCCUUUAAUUUUUUUUUCUGAAACAAAGAAUACUAGAGAUCGUGUCGAUCAUCUUUGUGUCCUUCUGGGUUCAUACGAGGUUUUUAAGGUUCCGUCUGUGGGUAGGUCUGGGGGUUUGGCCCUUCUGUUUUCAAAAGAGUGGCAGAUAUCUAUAAUCGAUUUUUUCGAAUUUCAGAUUACUUGUAAAGUGGUUGGAGGCAAAGGGGAUCGCCCUUGGUUUUUUACAGGAGUUUACGGUUCUUGUAAGGACAAGGAACGGGCUUUCCAAUGGAGAUAUCUUCAUAGCCUUAUGUACCAGUUAGGCCCUCAAUGGAUCUUGAUGGGUGAUUUUAAUGUCGUUCUCCACAAAGAUGAAAAACGAGGUGGCCGUAUUAAACAAGGGUGGAUGCUUAAGGAAUUUAGAUUUUUUCUGGAAGAUUGCAAAUUGGUGGACCUCUAUUUCAAAGGCUCUCCUUUUACUUGGCGCAAUAACAGGGACUCAGUCCAGGGAUCGGAUCAUAAUGCGAUAUUGCUAUGUCUCAACAAUUCAAUAUCUCACUCAAAAAGGAAUUUUUACUUUGAUGCUCGUUGGGUUAAGGAUGAAGGUUUCAAGCCCGUUAUUGAAAAGACAUGGGACGUUUCUUUCCCAGGUCCACCUCUUCAAGAGCAAGAAUUAGGUCAAGCCUGGAGAGAGGAAGAACUUUACUGGUUGCAGAAGUCCAGAAUUGCUUGGUUGCAUCAUAGGGAUAAAAAUACGAAUUUCCAUCGGAAAACAAAAAUCCGUCGUCGCAAAAAUGAGUUCUUUGGAAUUGAGGAUCACCGUGGUCAGUGGCAGGAUUCAAAGGAUGAUAUACGCCGGGUUGCCAAAGAUUACUUUCAAAAUCUUUUUACGGCUCUUCCAUCACAAGAUGAUUUUUUGUUUUGGGAGUUGGUUCAGUCCAAGGUUUCCUCGGAAAUGAAUCGCGAGCUUUUGCAGGAAGGUACUGCAGAAGAACUUUUUUCAGCUUUGGAUUGCAUGGGCCCUUUUAAGUCUCCUGGUCCAGACGGUUUUACACCGCUCUUUUUCCAAUCAAACUGGGCAAUUCUCAAGGGGGCUCUUGUCCAAGCUUUUAAUUCUUUUCUCCAAGGGCAUCCUUUUCCUGCGGAGCUUAAUUCUACUUUGCUGGUUUUUAUCCCCAAAGUUCCCCACCCCACUUCCAUGCAAAAUUUCCGGCCGAUAGCAUUAUGUAAUGUGUCCUACAAGAUUUUCUCAAAAGCUUUAGCAAACAGACUCGAGCCUUUUCUUCCUUGCCUUAUUAAUGAUGCGCAGAGUGCUUUCGUUCCCAACCGAUUGAUUCACGACAAUAUUUUUUUGGCACAUGAUCUGAUGCAUGUCCUUAAGUCCAAAAAAUACGGCGACUCUCAUUUAAUGGCCCUUAAACUUGACAUGGCAAAAGCUUAUGACAGAGUCAGUUGGUCAUUUCUUCGUCAGUUUAUGCUUUGGUUGGGUUUUGAUCAGCAAUGA